AUGGAAGAAAACAACAACAAAAAAACCCUUCUCUUCCUAUUAUUAGCUAUCUCCUUCACACUCUCAUCAACCACCACCACCACUCGCUUCCAAACCCAAACUCUAACUAUUAACUCUCUCCCAAACCCUUCAACUCUCUCAUGGCCAGAACAAUUUCUCUCCGACCACUCACAGGAAGAACUUCUCUCCGACCACUCACAACCUCUCUCCCUUCAACUACACCACGUAGACUCACUCUCCUCCAACAAAACACCUCAACAACUCUUCCACCUCCGCCUCCAAAGAGACGCCGCCAGAGUCCAAUCCUUCGCUCUCGCCACAUCUCCCAACCAGUCUCGUCCCCUUAGAUCCACCCCCGGUUUCAGCAGCUCCAUCGUCUCUGGUCUUUCCCAAGGCAGCGGCGAGUAUUUCACCCGCAUAGGCGUAGGCACACCAGCAAAAUACGUUUUCAUGGUCCUCGACACCGGAAGUGACGUCGUUUGGCUUCAAUGCGCUCCAUGCCGUAAAUGCUACUCUCAAGCAGAUCCAGUUUUCGAUCCAACAAAAUCACACACCUUCGCCGGAAUCCCAUGCGGUGCUCCUCUCUGCCGGAGACUCGACUCCGCCGGGUGCAACAAUAAAAACAAAGUUUGUCAGUAUCAGGUUUCUUACGGUGAUGGUUCUUUCACUUUCGGUGAUUUCUCAACCGAGACGCUGACGUUUCGGAAGACGCGUGUGACGCGCGUGGCUUUGGGAUGUGGUCAUGAUAAUGAAGGUCUAUUCGUUGGUGCUGCUGGUUUAUUGGGACUUGGGAGAGGAAGAUUAUCUUUCCCGGUUCAAACCGGUCGCCGCUUUAAUCAGAAAUUCUCUUAUUGUCUUGUCGACCGCUCCGCUUCUGCUAAACCCUCCUCCAUGGUUUUCGGCGAUUCCGCCAUUUCACGAACCGCCCGGUUUACUCCACUCAUCAAAAACCCUAAACUCGAUACUUUCUAUUAUAUCGAACUUCUCGGAAUCAGCGUUGGUGGUGCAUCCGUUCGCGGCGUCUCCGCUUCUCUCUUCAAGCUCGAUCCCGCCGGUAACGGCGGAGUUAUAAUCGAUUCCGGCACUUCAGUUACGCGAUUGACUCGUCCUGCAUACAUUGCUUUAAGAGAUGCUUUCAGGCUUGGUGCUUCGCAUCUGAAGAAGGCGCCGGAGUUCUCGCUGUUUGAUACCUGCUUUGAUUUGUCUGGUUUAACGGAGGUGAAGGUCCCGACGGUGGUGCUUCAUUUCCGAGGUGCUGACGUGUCGCUUCCAGCUACUAAUUACUUGAUUCCGGUUGAUAACAGUGGGAGCUUCUGCUUUGCUUUCGCCGGAACAAUGAGUGGUUUGUCCAUCAUCGGUAACAUCCAGCAGCAAGGGUUUCGGGUUGUUUAUGAUCUCGCGGGUUCUCGGGUCGGGUUUGCCCCGAGAGGGUGCGUGUGA
Molecule: messenger RNA, 1440 nt
Organism: Vicia faba (fava bean)
Lineage: Eukaryota; Viridiplantae; Streptophyta; Magnoliopsida; Fabales; Fabaceae
Source: the annotation of a GenBank genome assembly